This is a messenger RNA of Pollicipes pollicipes, 2296 nucleotides long. It is a transcript of the gene Snx1, whose product is annotated as sorting nexin 1. Gene Ontology annotation, molecular function: phosphatidylinositol binding. Gene Ontology annotation, biological process: early endosome to Golgi transport. Bases 110 to 1666 code for a protein of 518 amino acids. The record is from RefSeq and is a predicted model, not a curated record. The transcript is spliced from 13 exons. Lineage: Eukaryota; Metazoa; Arthropoda; Thecostraca; Pollicipedomorpha; Pollicipedidae. Gene Ontology annotation, cellular component: endosome membrane; endosome.
UUGAAGGUGUAUUGGUUGGUAGUAGGCUGUUGCGUGGUGUGUAAAUAAGCGAUAAGGGUGGAGGGGUUUGAUUAGGCUUGCAUCUGCUGUUUAUAUUGUAGAAGUAGACAUGUCGCAAGAGCAGGACCAUGGAGACUCAGUCGAGCAAACUCUGAAGGUGGAUGAUGAUGACCUUUUUGCGUCGGCUGUUCAGUCGCCGCUAACGGAGAGCGCCGCCUCGCCGCCACCGCCACGCGCGGCGCCGGAGCCGGAGCCGGAGCCGGAGCGUGGACCGGAGCUAGAGUCGACCCACCUGGCCGACGCCACAGCCGAGAUCAGCCUGGAGGACGACGAGUCGGAGCCGACGGUGUCCGGUGCGCCCCGCCUGGCGCUGGGCGAGCCGGAGCCGGCCGCACGCGAGAACGGCGCCGGCCGCGCCCAGAUCAGCCCCCAGGAAGACGAACUGGAGCGGCAGGAGGAGGAUGAUCAGUUUAUUCAGGUGCAGGUGGUAGAGCCGGUCAAAAUCGGCGACGGCAUGUCCUCCUAUAUGGCUUAUAAAGUCACCACCAAGACCAACGUCUCCUAUUUCACGCGGCAACACUUCUCGGUGAUGCGUCGCUUCAGCGACUUCCUCGGCCUGCACGACAAGCUAGUGGAGAAGCACAUCCGCUCCGGUCGCAUCGUGCCGCCGGCGCCCGAGAAGAGCGUCAUCGGCACCACCAAGAUCAAGAUCGGCAGCGGGGGCGGCAGCGGUGGCGGCGGCGGCGGCGGCGGCACCCACGACCACACGGGACCGAACGAGUUCAUCGAGCGGCGCCGCGCCGCGCUGGAGCGCUACCUGAACCGGACGGCGGCGCACCCGACACUGCGCGCCGACCCAGACUUCCGCGAGUUCCUCGAGCUCGACGCCGAGCUGCCGCGCGCCACGCAGACGUCCGCCCUCAGCUCGGCCGGCGUGUUACGGCUCUUCAACCGCGUCGGCGAGACCGUCAGCAAGAUUGCCUUCAAGAUGGACGAGUCAGACGUGUGGGAGGGCCAGUGGUUCGAGGAGCGCGUGCAGCAGGUCGAGUCGCUGGACGGCCAGCUGCGCAAGCUGCACGGCUCGGUGGAGGCGCUGGUGCUGUACCGGCGCGAGCUGGCCAGCAGCACGGCGCAGCUGGCGCGCGCCGCCGCCAUGCUCAGUAACGUGGAGGAGCACACGGCACUGUCUCGCGCGCUCAGCCAGCUGUCCGAGCUGCAGGAGCGCGUGGAGCGACUGCACACGCAGCAGGCCGACAACGACUUCUACAUGCUGGCUGAGAUGUUGAAGGACUACGUCAUGCUGCUCGGGGCCGUCAAGGACGUGUUCCACGAGCGAGAGAAGCUGUACCAAACGUGGCAACACGCGCAGCAGACGCUGACCAAGAAGCGGGAGGUAAAGGCCCGCCUGGAGCUGCAGGGCCGCUCCGACAAGCUGCAGCAGCUUACUGAGGAGGUGACCGAGUGGGAGGCGAAAGUGGAGAGAAGUCAGGAGGAGUUCGAGCGCAUCUCCAGGUCCAUCAAAAAGGAAAUGGAGAUGUUCGACUGCAACCGAGUGAAGGACUUCAAGGACUGCAUUGUCAAAUAUUUGGAAACGCUCAUGGCCAAUCAACAGAAGCUGGUGAAGCUGUGGGAGACGUUCCUGCCCGAGGCCAAGGCGAUCGCAUGAGCCCAGGUGGACCCCGCCGGUCCGUGUCAUUCCUCAGUGGUCAGAGAUGAGCCGCGCGCCGGCCGCCGGAGGGCAAGGGGCGGUGCCGGUCUCCGGGCGUGGGGGGAGGUGGGGCCGCCGGGGGCAUUGCUGGUCCCCCAGGGGUGAAGAGGACCCACCCCGCCCCUCCCGGUCAUCAGUUAGCCCUCGCGUUUCUUUUACGACGGUGUAAUUCGUUUAGAGGUGGUGAGGCAGAUGGUGAUGAUGUAUCGCGAGCACACUUAAUCGCUGCGUGGCGGCUCUUUUCGCUUUUGUACAGCUUUUCAGUUUAUUUGCCGACCUGUGAAGCCGAACAAAAGCCGUUGCACAUUGAUAGUCACGGGAAGUUCCAUGUACUACGUUUAUGUCCUGUGAUAUGCAUGAGGAGCUGGGAGACGUAUUUAAACCGUUGUAGAUUAGGUGGCCGCCGUUGGAUCCCGAGCUGGUGAGCCUAAGGAGUGCCUCCGCCGUGUCAGAAGUGGGCGCUUGGCAACCGGGCCGAAAGGAGUUAUCUUCUUUUUUAUUCAUUUCAAAGGGGGGAAGCCCCUAUUUACGUCGAAAGGUUAUCUUGAGAAGUACGUUUUCGAAAAUACAUUGCGUCUCUGUGCUGGG